AGGGGGGCUCUGGCGCGGGCGGGGGCCCCCGGGGGCGCCCGCAGGCGGCCCCCCCCCCCCCGUGAUGCUCCCGGCCGGGGAUGCGCCGGGGGGCGCGCGGGGCCUCGUGUUCCCGCCGACGCGGAAGGUCCUGUGGGACAGGAGGUGCCGCGAUGCCCCACGGCAGCUCUGCAUCGACCUGUGGCAGCCCGCGGUCGAGGUGGCGCCGGCGGUGGUGCGCGAGCUCGGCCGGCACGCGCUCGCCGGCGGCACGGAGGGUCCCAUUGCCCUGCUGGUGGCGUGCGCGGUGGCGGAAGGUGGAGGGCUCUCCUGGACGGUGACCGAGGCUGGCCCACGCGGGGCUGCGCAGGAGCUGCGGCGGGGGCAGCACUGGGCCCGGUGCUUCCUCCGCUCCGGCGCCGGCUCCCUGCCGCCCGCGCGCGGCCUCCCGGUGUCCGAGGAGGAGCUCCGCCUCCUCGAGGAGGAGUGGGCUGCGCGGGUCGCUGGCCCGGGCCCCCUGCACGCGGGGGACUACUUCGGCUGGUGCGGGGUGCUCGACGCGGGCGCCGGGCACGGGAGCGCGCGCCUCCGGCUCUGCGCCC
Prorocentrum cordatum is the source of this 581-nucleotide messenger RNA. The record is from the annotation of a GenBank genome assembly. Lineage: Eukaryota; Dinophyceae; Prorocentrales; Prorocentraceae.